Messenger RNA from Paramecium sonneborni, 411 nucleotides. The record is from the annotation of a GenBank genome assembly. NCBI's taxonomy places the organism in Eukaryota, Ciliophora, Oligohymenophorea, Peniculida, Parameciidae.
AACUCCAUAUGGACACACAUAAAUAUACUAAAGCAGGUCUGCUAAAUAUAUCUAUUUUAGGUGAAGUUUUUGUAAAGCAUCAUAAAUAUGGUGUAGAGAAAAUCCGAUUGGUUUACAUUUAAGAUGACAUCCUCUAUUGGACGAAGCCUGAUGAUAUCAAUAAAUUAAAGCCAAAAGGAAAGAUUAAAUUAGAAGUUUGAGUUAGUAAUUUAAUUUAAGGAUAUUUUGUAAAUAGAAAAUGGAUUGAAAAAAGCAAAGAAAUUAAAAGAUUUAGAUCGAUCAUCAAAUUGUUUUUCAAUAAUAACAAAAGAACGUACUCUUGAACUUGAAGCAUCAAAUAUUCAAAUAAAGAAUAUAUGGACAAAUAUCAUAAAUAAUAUUCUAAAAAAUUAAUAAACUCCUUCUUAGUGA